AUGGACCUUGUCAAUCACCUCUCUGACAGGCUGCUUUUCGCGGUUCCGAAGAAAGGUCGACUACAUGCCGCAACACUCGACCUCCUUGCAGGAUCCGACAUUCAAUUCCGGCGAGAAACCAGACUAGAUAUCGCCGUCGUCAAGAAUCUCGCACUGGCACUGAUCUUCCUGCCCGCGGCGGACAUUCCAACGUUCGUCGGGGAAGGUCGAGUCGAUCUGGGAAUCACUGGAAGAGAUCAAGUUGCUGAACAUGACGCUCACCUGGCACUCGGCGAAGAGUCCGGUGUAGAAGAGAUAAUGGACUUGGGCUUUGGGAAGUGUAAACUGCAAGUUCAAGUUCCUGAGAAGGGCAGUCUCCAGGACGUCAAAGAUCUCGUGGGCAAAAACAUCGUGACGAGCUUCACAGGGCUGGCCGAAGACUAUUUUGCACGAUUAGAAGGCAUGGGCAGUCGAAAGGAGAGCGUCAACGGCACGAUUAGUCCGGUACCAAAGUUAAAAACCAAGAUCAAGUUCGUGGGCGGAAGUGUCGAGGCAGCUUGUGCAUUGGGAGUCGCAGAUGGAAUUGUCGAUUUGGUCGAAUCUGGCGAAACCAUGAGAGCAGCCGGCCUCAAAGCAAUUGAUACUGUGGUUGAGAGUACGGCAGUCCUGAUCAAGUCGAAGUCUGUCUCGGACGAGAAACUGGUCAAUCUGAUCGCGGCCCGGAUACGGGGAGUCAUCACGGCGCAAAAAUAUAUCUUGUGCCAAUACAAUGUUCCGCGCGCGAAAUUGCUCGAAGCUGCAAAAAUCACACCGGGCAAGCGAGCGCCCACGGUCACUGCGCUGGAAGAACCGGAUUGGGUUGCUGUCAGUUCGAUGGUAGAGAAGAAAGACAUUGCAACGGUCAUGGAUGCGUUGACGGCUGUGGGGGCGACGGAUAUUUUGGUGUUAGACAUUGCCAACUCGCGGACGGGCUGA
Rhinocladiella mackenziei CBS 650.93 is the source of this 954-nucleotide messenger RNA. RefSeq names its product ATP phosphoribosyltransferase. Gene Ontology annotation, biological process: L-histidine biosynthetic process. Gene Ontology annotation, cellular component: cytoplasm. NCBI's taxonomy places the organism in Eukaryota, Fungi, Ascomycota, Eurotiomycetes, Chaetothyriales, Herpotrichiellaceae. The coding region runs from base 1 to 954 and encodes 317 amino acids. The record is from RefSeq and is a predicted model, not a curated record. Gene Ontology annotation, molecular function: ATP phosphoribosyltransferase activity; magnesium ion binding. The transcript has a single exon.